CAUACAUACAUACAGCAUUCAUGGAAUGAUCGUAUACGUCUUUGUGGGGCCACCCAUGAUAUUUAUAUAGUAGAAUCCAAACCGUGAAUCUGGUGCUGCUCCUCAUUUUCACUGUACAUCUCCAGAACCAUCCGAUCCCAGACUCAGCUUGGUAUUCUUCAUUAAACAUCUCAGUUGCAUUUGGGCCGAACUACCAUUGAAGUGAAAUGACGACUGAAUGGGUGAACAAGGCCCAUGGCCUUCAUGCUUCCCGACAAGAUGGUGAAAGCAGAAGUAAGAUAUGGAAAGAUAUAAACCUUCCUCAACAAGCUCCGCAACCGUUCAAAAUAGCUCUCUGCCAACUGUCAGUUACUUCGGACAAGCUGAGAAACAUCACUCAUGCACGCAAUGCGAUUGAAAGUGCUGCUGGAAAUGGGGCCCAGCUUGUUGUUUUGCCUGAAAUAUGGAACUGCCCUUAUUUGAAUGAAAAUUUCCCAAAAAACGCUGAGAAUUUUGACAAUGAAGAUGCGUCACCAUCAUUCUCAAUGCUAUCUGAAGUCGCUCGUGUUUGUGGGAUCACGGUAGUUGGCGGGUCUAUACCGGAAUGGAGUGAUGGUCAGUUGUAUAACACCUGUUGUGUGUUUGGCAUAGAUGGAAAGCUAAAGGCUAAGCAUCGGAAAAUACAUCUGUUUGAUGUCGACAUUCCGGGGGAUAUUACCUACAAGGAAUCUGACACUCUUUCAGCAGGAGAGAAACCCACGAUUGUAGAUACAGGUAUUCAUGACGUUGGGCGGAUUGGAUUGGGCAUUUGUCAUGAUAUCCGCUUCCCAGAACUUGCCAUGUUGUACGCAGCAAGAGGUGCUCAAUUGAUAUGCUAUCCUGGAGCAUUCAACAUGAGCACUGGUCAGUUGCUAUGGGAACUAAUGCAGAGAGCAAGGGCAGUGGAUAAUCAGUUAUUUGUGGCCACUUGCUCACCGGCUCGAGACACUAGCGCUGAUUACGUUACGUGGGGCCAUUCAACUCUUGUUGGACCAUUUGGAGAAGUAAUAUCAACCACUGGGCAUGAAGAGAGUACUGUCAUUGCCGAGAUCGAUUAUUCUCUUAUUCAACUCCGAAGGUCAAACCUCCCUCUUGAGAAGCAAAGGCGGGGAGAUAUAUACCAGCUGAGGGGGGUCCAUGGACUGGAUUCUGAAAAAUGACACUUUAAUCACCUGCUUAUCUUUUGAUUCAAUAAAAUGAGAGCGCAGGUGACAAUGGCAAAGGAGGGUCUGAUCGAAGGGUUUGCAUCCCAGGAGUGGCGGAUGAGACAGAUGAGCUCUUCAAGCCGUCCAUCGUCGUCCGUAGGAAGUGUAGGUCUGAGCCUCCCAUUCCCAACUUCUCGUGCAAUCUGUUAGGAAGAUGUGGUAAUGAGAAUCAGUGAUUAUGGGCCGGCAUUUUAUACUAAUGUUUAAAUAUCGUCCAAUAUCAGGACAUAUAGCCGAAUGUGUACUGAUCAUGGUUUUAAGACUCAUCUGAGUCGGGUGCAACUCGGAUUCGGCAAUACCCGAUCCAGUUCGAGUCACCCCAGACUCGGGUGAUUCUUGACUCGAGACUGAAUGAGUUGAUCCGAGUCGCCGAGUCUAGAAACCAUGGGGCGAUUCUGGUGAGUCUUGACUCGACUUGACUCGAGACUGAAUGGGUUGAUCUGAGUCGCUGAGUCUAAAAAUCAUGGUAGUGGUAUCAUGCCUCUGUCUAAGGUGAGACCUGAUACACUGAUUUUAAACCUUGAUUUAUAGUGGGAUUUGUUGAUUGA
Messenger RNA from Magnolia sinica, 1771 nucleotides. RefSeq names its product omega-amidase, chloroplastic-like. Gene Ontology annotation, molecular function: omega-amidase activity. Bases 207 to 1178 code for a protein of 323 amino acids. Gene Ontology annotation, biological process: oxaloacetate metabolic process; L-glutamine metabolic process. The record is from RefSeq and is a predicted model, not a curated record. Lineage: Eukaryota; Viridiplantae; Streptophyta; Magnoliopsida; Magnoliales; Magnoliaceae. Gene Ontology annotation, cellular component: mitochondrion. The transcript is spliced from 12 exons.